ACGGCGUCCACAUUUAAGAGAAAUAACGGAACGGUGUAUGUUUUGAAUGAGUAAUAGUAAAAACAUAAUUUUUUAGAACUUAAAAUGUCCGACAAGGAAGAGGAUGGCACUUUGGGACAGACUUCAUCUUCAGAACAGGUGCCAGACGGAGACGGUUUGACUAAGCAGAAGGAUGUGCCUGACGAAGACCAGACUGGUGAUCCGAAAAGUUUGCCAGUUACCACUGAAUCUGAUGUACCUGCAGAAGAUGUGAAAGAAACUGAAAAGGAUGUGAUUUGGGGAAUACCAGACGAAAAGCUUGGUGGCGACGAUAGUAUUGGCAUCUCAGAAGACCAACAAAAUGAGCAAAACGACAGUGUCACAGACCAGACUAAAGAAACUGAGAAAGAGGAAGAGGGUUUGAUCAAUCAGGCGGAUGUGUCCCAGGGAGACACAACUGGUGAACCUAUCACAGAACUACGUACAGAUCCAGAUCCAGUUAUAAUUGGAUCGGAUGCACAAGCAGAUGAUUCAGAAGAAACGGAAAAGGGUGUGACUUGGGGAAUACCAGACGAAAAGGUUGGCGGCGAUGAUAGUAUUGGCAUGUUUCUUGACGACAGUGAAACUACAGGCGAACAAGUACAAAUAACUGAUAAUACCACCGUGACUGAUGCCACAGAAGCUGAAGGUCAAGAAACGGCCCCACCAGAGGAAGUGGAAGAUGAGGUGGAGGCAGCUCAAAUUACAUCGGUAGAAGAAACUGAAGUUGAGCAGGAAGAAUCAAAACAAGAAAUAAAAGAGGGUGAAGAAGGGGAUACAAAAGAAGUAACUGAUGUUGCUGCAGAUGUUUCUGAAACAGUUGAAGAUACAGGUGCCACUGAUGCUGUAGUAAGUGAAGACCAAACAGCACCUCCAUCAGAGGUUGUGGAAGGUGAAGCUUUGGAUGCACCACAACAGAGUUCUGUAGAAGAAACCAAAGUAGAGCAAGAAGAAUCAGAAAAAUUAAUAAAAGAGGGUGAAGAACAGGAAGGCACUGAAAAGCCAGCAGAUGAAGGGGCUGAUGCUGAGGGAAAAGAACAGGAAGAGGGCAAGGAACAAGAACAGGUAGAGGGCAAGGAACAAGAACAGGUAGAGGGCAGAGAACAGGUAGAGGGCAAGGAAGAAGAACAGGUAGAGGGCAAGGAACAAGAACAGGAAGAAGGCAAAGAACAGGUAGAGGGCAAGGAACAAGAACAGGUAGAGGACAAGGAACAAGAACAGGUAGAGGGCAAGGAACAGGAAGAGGACAAGGAACAAGAACAGGUAGAGGGCAAGGAACAAGAACCGGAAGAGGGCAAAGAACAAGAACCUGAACAGGGCACUGUUUCCCCAAAAGAACAAGAAGGCACCACCGAUGAUAUUCAGAGAACAGUGUCCGGUCCUCAAACAGAUCAACAAGACGUUCCUGGUUCAUUAUUUAAAGAAACAACGGGUACUUCAGAUGCUGAAAACAUUCCAGAACCACCACGCAUUCCUUCAGAUGAACGGACUGGAACAUCUCUCGGUGGAGGAUCUUCGUCAUUCUCUGCUUUGAAUAUUGUGUGGUCCUUUGGUCUGAAUCGCAGUGUGCCGGUAUUAAACUUGACUGAUGGUGUGAGGAAGGUUAUUAUGUAUGCCUGUGCCCAUGUUGGUGUGCUGUAUGACUUUCACAACAACAGACAACAUAUUCUUCAGGGACAUGCCAACCCGAUAACAUGCAUAUGUGUGAGUGAAGACAAGAGAUGGCUAGUCACAGGUGACAAAGGACCUGACGCUAUGGUUAUAUUCUGGGAUACUUACACUGGCAUUCCUAUCCAAACGCUGUUUGACUCGAGCCCUGAUGGUGGAGUUGUGGCCAUCACUCUGUCUCCAGACGCCAGAUACCUUGCGACACUGAGUGCGCAGAAAGAACAGACACUGUCCAUUUGGGAUUGGACAAUAGAUGGGGAGACGCCCAUUUGCACGGCGGUGUUGAACCCGUCGUAUGGUGUCCAGCACUACGUUACGUUCAACACGGAGGACAUCCACUACCUGAUCAGUAACAGCGAGUCACAGUGCAUCUUCUACCACUGGGAAGACCGAAGUAUGGAGUACUACACUCCCCCACUGACCGAUGAAGACUUCAAUAAACCUGUUGGCCGGUACAGUCAGUCCAUCUUUAUAGAACGGAAGGCACGAGCACUGACAGCCACAUCUAUAGGAAACCUCGUGGUGUGGGAUAAUCACAAACCACUUGCUAAAGGGGGUGUGACUCAAAACAUAGAAAUAGCAGACAAAAAAGCUUUGAAGAUUGUGAGACUGCAGGAUCGAGGCAUUAACGUUCUCACAAGGACAGACAAUUACAUCGUAGCAGGAGAUGUGGAAGGGCAAGUCAAAUUCUACGAUCAGAGAUUGAAGCUGAUCUACUGUUAUCAAGAAUUGCACCUGGGACCAGUGACAGCCAUCUCCUUUGCAUUCAAUCCCGAAUUCCAGCCAAUUGUGAGAGAAAACACAAACUUUCCACCUGAUGCCACCAUUGCUGCAAAGGAGUUCAUUGUUCGAGACUUUGUGGUGGGAAGUAGUAUCGCUGUGUUUGGAAAUGUUACUGUAGACAAUAGUAAAGUUGAGAUUAUCCACAGAGAACAUGAUGCUUCAGUCCAUGCUUUAGCUGCCCACCCAUCACGACCGCAUAUUGUGAUUGGAAGCUACUCAGGUUUAUUGAAAACAUGGGAUUAUGAAAAAAAAGAAGUUGUUGUGUCACGAAUUCUAGAAAGAGGAAAUCUCAUCAGGUGUUGUACUUUUGACCCGAAAGGUGUAAUCCUAGCUGUUGGCUUUACGAAUGGGACGAUCCGAAUACUGGAUUCUAUAACGUUUCUGGAUGAGCUGGAGGAGCCCUACCAUUACGCCCGAGACGCCAUCACUCAGAUCAUCUUCUCACACAACAACCUGUACAUGGCAGCCGCUGAUUCUGAAUAUACGACGACAGUUUUCAAGAGACAUUCUGCCACUGAACCAUUUAAGUGCUUGGGACGAUACCGCGCACACUACAAACCAAUCAAAGACAUCCUGUUUGGAGUCCAUCUUGACUCGGAUGCUCCCCGUCUCGUGUCCCUGGGUGAAGACAGAGUCAUGGUUGAGUAUGAUUUGGAGGCAAGUGAUGAGGAUGGCCUAAAGAUCGCAAGUUCGGACCGCAUAGAACAGAGUGCUGUGCCCAUGUGCAUGGCUUGGUAUCCACCGGUUACCAAAGAAAACUUCAUUGUCUUGGCCAAUGAUCAGUACAAGUUUAAGCUAAUCAAUGCGACCACCAAGAUGUGUCGGAAGACCUUGCUGGGCCCAACAUACGGAUCACCUAUUGAAAGACUUUCUAUGAUUCCCACACCUGAUGGAAAGUGUUGUCGGUAUAUGGCGUAUGCCACUGAAGACAAGAUCGGCAUGCACAUUCUUCCACUGACUGGUAAUCCACACAACUCCAUGGCACUCAUUGCUCAUCCAAAUGGGGUAGCUAACAUGGCUUGCAGCUAUGAUGGGAAUUACAUCUUCACAGCUGGUGGAUCUGAUGCUACAGUCCACAUGUGGGAAAUUAAUGCAAAUGCUUUGGAAGCCCAAUCGAAACUUGGAGGAGAAGAUUUGAUUCCGUUCUAUGGCUUGCUGGAUGGUGGGAGGAGUGGAGAGCUGUUUGCUGAGCUAGAAGAUUACUUUUACUAUGCCCAGAUCAGAACGCAAGGAAUAAACACAAUGUCCGCACGACAGGUCUCAGUAAGAAUCCAGCUGUCUGAAGUUCCCUUUGUUAUGAGGGCCAUGGGAUUCUACCCUUCUGAACAAGAGAUUGAAGACAUGCUGAAUGAGGUGAAGUUCAGUGAGUAUGUGGAAACUGGACAGUACGUGGACACCAUUGACCUCAGCGAUUUUAUCAAGUUAUAUGUGAACCAUCGACCUGCAUUUGGAUUGGCACCAGACAGAAUAGCGUGGGCAUUUGAGACACUGGGUAUCCCCAAUGAUGAGGGAAUUGCAGCCAUUGAAAGAGGGGAGUUGUUGGAUAUUCUGCAAAGCAAAGGAGAACAUAUGACAGAGUACGAACUUGCCGAAUACCUAACGACCCUGCUGGGCUACAAUCCAGAAGGUGGCAGCAGCGAGCUGCAGGAGUUCGAGGCAGACAAAGCAGCAGAAUCAAUCGAUGAGGGCUUGCCAUUCUCUAUCACAGCCGACAAGUUUUCCAAUGACAUCUUGGGAUUUUCCAUGUACGGACAGUUCAGUUCUAGUGAUCAAAGUGUACAGAAGUCAGAAAAUUAAAACCAGGAAGAAGACAGACAGUUGAAGUUCUACUGACCAAAGUGUGCAGAAGUUGGAAAAUUAAAGUCUGAUAACAGACGGACACUUAACGUUCUACUGACCAAUGUGUGCAGAAGUUACAAAAUUAAAAUCUGAAAGCAGACAGACAGUUAAAGAUUUGGGGAAAAAAGCUCAAACCUUUAUUAACCAGCCAUGUAAAUAUGUAUCAAGAAGUGGCAAUUUUUAAAGUAGGUGGCUGCUUAGUACAGGUUGAUUUGGAAGUAUAUUUAAUAAAUGAUCGACAGAUUUUACAUGAACCUUUCUAUUUUCAGAACACUCUUAUGAGGUUUGUGUUCUUUCUUUUGCCUCACAAUAAUUAAUAAUUUUACCAGAGGAUACAGAUUCAGCAUUAAUUAUAAAAAAAAUAGACUGCUUUUCUCUUUUUUUUUUAUAAACUGUAUCUUCAUAUUUCAAACUAUACUUUGGUUCAUCUUAAAAUAAUUCAGUAUUUUACCAGAGGUAUUAGGAACAAAAUAUGUCGGACAGUAUUAAAACAUUCAUGAUGGUUAACCAGCUUAGCUGCCAUUAACAUUACUACCAGUAUACGAAUGUAAACCAACCACAAAAAUAUACUCUUUGUUUUUAUGUAAUUGUAUAUAAAUAUUUUUAAUGUGGACAAGAAUGACAACUAUAAUUUUAUUUACAUGACUGUGAUAUUUUAUACUGUUUUAUGUAAGGUUUGUAUUUAUGUUUUUAAAAAGUUUUAUAUUAAUAUGAUGUUCAAAAUGACUUAGAAUAUUAUGAAAACAUUAAUGGAAGAAAACUUCACAAUAACAGAUGUGUAGUUUGUCAUGUAUAUUGUCUUGUGUAUUAUGAAGAUAUUUAAUUUAAUAAAACAACUUUACAGAA
This is a messenger RNA of Gigantopelta aegis, 5154 nucleotides long. RefSeq names its product cilia- and flagella-associated protein 251-like. The coding region runs from base 85 to 4266 and encodes 1393 amino acids. Gene Ontology annotation, cellular component: motile cilium. The transcript is spliced from 24 exons. Gene Ontology annotation, molecular function: protein binding. NCBI's taxonomy places the organism in Eukaryota, Metazoa, Mollusca, Gastropoda, Neomphalida, Peltospiridae. The record is from RefSeq and is a predicted model, not a curated record.